UCGCGAUAGCUGCAUUAGCCCCAGUGUACUUCGGUAUUAAGUAACAACAAUUGUAUGUAACAACGGUAAACCUUCAUCUGUGAUUCAAUUGCCAAUGUUAUGAAAAAUUGAAAUACGUACUAAAAGUGUGAUGUACGUGAUGUACAAUGGUCAUGAAUAAGCAAACAGAAUUGAAUUUAUGACGAACAAAAAUAAGACGACAAAAAACAGCAGAAAUGCUGUUAAUUAACUGAUACCAAACUCUAUUGUUGGACACUUUUUCGCGCUGUCAAAAAUUUUCGAGGUUAAUUUUCAGAUCGUGCCUCAGGCAUACGUAUGUAUUGCCGAAGUAUUAUCGUACGGACGGUAAAAUCCUAAUUGAGAAGUUACAGAGGAUCGCAGCUGUUGACGUCUUGCAGCUCUAUUACUCGGUGUAAACAAAUCAUACGAUUUUAACACAUUUAAUGAAAGAAAACGUACGAAUAAAUAAACGCAAAAUAAAUUGAGCGCUGAAUAAAAUUAACAGCAAUAACAAUAUCGUACGUAAAAUAAUAUUACUCAAUUCACAUGAUACAUGGCUAAAAAAGAAAAUCUAUAAAUAGACGUAAAUAACAAAAAAGAGGUACCAACGAACUGCGACAUGUACGGAAGAUUGCGGUGAAUAGUCGUUUCCUUUUUCGAAGGAGGUGUGAGCUGGAAAUUAGGUAGCGCAAAUUGGCCUCACCAGCUACAAGUAUCUCUCUAUGAUGUUUCCGUCAGGUCUUGGCUGUAAUCUCUCCUUUCCAAGCUGUCUAGGCUAUCCUCAGGACAGUGAAGAACUUAUUCCAAAGAUGGCGCGUGAACCCAUCAUUUUAAAUGUUUACGAUAUGUAUUGGAUCAACGAAUACACGACUCCCAUUGGCUUGGGCGUAUUUCACUCGGGUGUAGAAAUUUAUGGAACAGAAUGGGCGUACGGCGGACACACUCUACCAAUUUCCGGUAUAUUCAACAUCAUACCACGAGCAGCAGAAGAGUUAGGGGAACAAUUUAGAUUUAGACAAUCUGUACAAAUAGGCUAUACCGACUUCACUGAAGAAGAUGUAUCUAGGAUUAUUGUAGAACUGGGAAAAGAUUUCCGAGGGGAUCGUUAUCACCUUAUGAACAAAAACUGCAACCACUUUAGCAGUCAAUUAACCCAGAUUCUGUGUGGCCUAGAGAUUCCUGGUUGGGUAAAUCGAUUAGCAUAUUUCAGUUCCUGCGUUCCCUUUCUGCAGCGUUGUUUGCCCAAGGAAUGGCUGACGCCUGUUGCCUUGCAACAUUCACUGAGUCAUGUGAGUCACCACGACAGCACACCUGCGUCAGAUACUUCGUUGUAACAUUUAGCCAAUGACGUUGACGACGACGCAAAUGUAUUCAUGUGUCGUAGAAGUCACACGUUUUAAGUAAAUAUUUGUAUUUAAAGUGCGAGAGAGCGAGAGAGCGAGAGAGAGCGAGAGAGAGCGAGAGAGAGAGAAAGAGAAAGAGAUAAAUCAGACCAAUGUUUUCUGAGGUCUCCAUUAAUAGAUAUGCACUGAGUGCGGGUUGCAAAAAUUUGAUACAAAGUUAUAAUUUAACUUAAAAAUUGAACUGAAAGCCGCCUUGAGAUUUUCAAAAGAAUGAUAUAAUACGUAGUUCUUGCGAUUAUAAAAUUUUAAUCCAAGAACUGGCGAAUUUUUUUACAAAUAUUUUAAGCUCUUGUGUAAUUAUCCGAAUGAUGUUGAAAUUUUGCGACUGAAUCAUUAUUCAACAUACAUUGAACAACUUAUAUAAUGCCAUCGAACAAGUCUCUGAGCCACUACAUGUCGAAUGCAGAAAUGAUAUUGAUUAUCUAUUAGCAAAAUCUUUGCAUAUGAUUGCCUCCAUAAAUAAAUACAACCAUCUUAAAGUGUCUUUAAUAACGAUGUUUAUGAAAAAUAUUAGACUAAGAAGUAUUUACAUCAUUUUCACCUUAAUCCAUCUCAUAGUCAGUAAGAAUCAUAUUUAAUGAAAAAAAAUUGUUUCCAUCUCGUCUAACAACUGCAGAAAUAGAUGACUAGUCAUAUUUUAUAAAUCAUGCAAAUUCAUCAAAUUUAUUGUAUAAAAUUCACCUGUUAUGAAACUGAUGUAAAUUUAUCAGGCAUUUGUAGUUUCGUCACUUCACGGAAAAGUUACGGAUAAAUUUUACCUUCAUUGCCUGUUCAAGGACGUCAACAUUGAGAGAAAAUGAUGAACUUCAUAGAUUAGAAAUGAUGUUAAGCAGGCAUGGCCCACAUUUCUUUUCACUGCAUCGGUCUCGUGCUUCUUUAUUAAAUUAGAUUAUUUGUUACUGAUAUAAUAUACAUACAAACUAUACAAUGAUCAAACGUUUCAAGAUUAUACUUUAUGGAUUAGCUUUAAUAUUCAAUAUUUUUAUCAUUACCCUCCUCAUCUUUCCCUUACUUACAAACGCACAAAUUGAAUUUAUCCGUCAUUUUAAGAUUUAUCAUUUAAAGAGGUUUAAACUUCGUGGAAAUAUAUUAACUUGUUUUUUUUUUUUUAUAUUUUUGCAAUAAAAACUUCAAUUUAAUUACACCGAAAGGUGAGUCAUCAAAAUGUAAACACUCAUCGCCGAACAAAACUUCAACUCGUGUGUUAAUAAAAAGUAAUUACUAAAUAAAAUGAUUAUAGAAUCCUUCAGAAAAAUGAUAUCAGGUUAAAUCGGUGUAAUAAAGUCACUGUAAAAAUCGAUUACUUGAGCAGCUUAUUUCCAAAGUUAUGAAGCUUUACAAAUUUCGAACAUAUUCUUGCCAAUAAGAAACUUUUCAUAACGUACCACAGUGAGUUUCAAAUUUAAUUUAUUCACAAACUGCCCUACUAAAGAUGAUAAAAAGUUGAUGUUGACUUGUUAUUUUUAACAUUAGUUUGCGGAACUUUUCAAUAAUUUUGUAAUAUAAUUCUAGCAUUAAAUUCCAAGGGACGACGACCCUUUUAAUUAAAUAUUCACGGCUCAUUUUUACUUUUUGCUUACUUUCUGCGUAUCUCAAAGUUUAGCUGAAGAAAUCAAUGUUAUAUAUGAUUAUUUAAAAUACUACUGAAAACUGACUAUUUUUGGAUUCUGGUUAUAAUAUUUUCGAUAGUUUGGGUAGUUAGUUACAUUCGAAAUUCUUUUAUCGAUUUUACAGAAAGUGAGCCAUUUCUAUUUGAUAUACAAAAGAAACCGUGUCCAUUUAAUCCUGAAUCCCCGAUUGUACAAUUUAUUUUGUGUUCCUGCGUCGACAGCUACAAAGUUUGCGUCAGCCAAUAUUUUUAGUGCGACUAUCACUCGUUUGUCAGAUAGACAUUAAUAUAAAACAUGCACCUGGUUUAUUAUUACACUUCAUUACGAUAUUUAUUUCUGCACAAAUAUAAUGUUGAGUAUCCACGUUGGAACAAAUGUUUUACAAAGAGUAUAUAAACAAACUUACUCCUUAUUUGAAUUUAAUACAUAAUUAGCGAACCAAUGUUCAUCGAUACAUAAUGGAACAUCAAUGAUCGCAUUUAGCGUAUUUCAAUACACAGUAAUUUUGUUCAUAAUGUAAUUUACCAGUGAUUUAUAGAUAGAUUACCAAUAACUAGACAAAAGUGGUUUGAUGGUACAGAUUUUUUUUUAUCAAUUUAAUUCACGUUUAACUUCUAUGAUAGAAUCGACAAAGAAUAUUUCAAGUAUCCAAUACUAACUUUGACUUAUACGUUUAUUCUGUACUAGUGAAUCGAUCAAUGAUUAAAGUUAAAAUACACUUAAUGACGAAAAAUCUGUAAGAUUUCUGUUUGAAAUUGAAACAGACGGUAUGGCUUGAUGUUACUAAGGAUUUCUGAUAAUUUUUAUCGGGCAAAUUAGUAAAUACAUACUAUAUACAUGUUUGUAUACAUACGUAUACAUGUUUAAGAUAUGUUUUCGGCUUUAGAAUAAUGAUAAUAACAAUAAACCUGAUUCACCGUAUAUCUAUGAAGGUAUAAAAUAAUAUUAAUACCCUAUUGUGGUGCGUAUCGUACAGAAUCAAUCAUUCCUUACAGAGAUACUGGGAGUGCGAAUAGGAAAACUUGAUUCUUUCUAAAGUUGGAUAUUUAUUUAGAAACAAAGAAUUCUUUCCGAAACGCAGUCAAGCUAAUUAGUUACAGUAGGUAUCGUACAUUAAUAAACUUGCCAUAACAUUCUCUUAAAAACGUAUAUUUUCUAUAUUAGGGAUUUUUGUUACAAAUGAAAUUUUUGUUGAACCCUCGGCUAUAUGGCCAAAGAACACAUCGAACUCACUUCAUCCCAAAGUUUCUUGUCGUAAGAACAAGAAAUUUUUUGUUACAAAAGCCAUGAAUAGUAGUUAGUUUUUCUGUGAUGUAUAUUGAAUUACAUUUGUUACAUAUUGGAAAUUAAAAUACUGAACUCGUUUAACAGUGAAGCUGAAAAAGAAGAUGACAAUUAAUAAAUAAAAGUAAUAAUCAUAAAUUUAUAUAAUCAAAGACAAAAGUAAACAACUACAUCAAUCUAAUAAAUUAUCUUGAAAUGAUCCGAAAAUUUGAACAACUUGAACUAUUUACAAAACAUUGAUGAUAAAUGUAAAUAAAACGUUUUCUGUUAUUAAUUUUCGCUUGUAAUUAAUGGCAGGUUGAAAAUGAUUGAAGUUCGAAACUGAAAGUACAGAUGUUCUCUUAGAUCUAUAAAUCAAAAACUGUAUUUCGGAGCGCCGUGAGAAAAAUGUCUGUAUAAAGAAUAUUUUUUUUCCGACAGAAAGUAAGAUAAAAUCGCUGGUUUUUUUUUAAGUCGAGCAUGAGUGCUUGAGGUAUUCGUUAGUUAAACAUUAAUUACAGCACAACAUUGAAUAAUGAUCAUAAUAAUACAGUCAUGUAUCGUUAUUUAGGACACUGUUUCUGCACUAUGCAAAUAAUUUUUGGUAUUUAUUCCUUGAAUUCUAAUCUAAAUAUUAAAUUAUAUUCUCAUACAUUUGUAGCGUGUAUUGCUAAGUGAAUUUUGAAAUUCUCGUUUUAUUGUAUAAAGAUAAAGAAGUCAAUGAGUCGAAUGAAAACUUUUGAAACACUCGCCCAAAUGACUAGAGUAAUGUUACGUCCAUUGGUGAUAGAUUAUACAUAUAUUGUAUGUAUAAUUACGAGUUCGUUAGCACUUAUUGUGUAUCAGAAAUCAGGUAGAAAGAAUAUUUUAAAAUAAAGAAAGGGUAUACAUCAUAUGAAAUUGUGUAUAAAACUACAAACUCGAAAUUUACUCUGUAUGUUUUUCUGUUUUAUUUUUUCAAGAGAAACGUGUUCAAUAUUUAUUGGAAGUUUAAUUCUAAAAUAGAAUUGCUAUUGUAAAAGUAUCUCGAUUUUGGUAGGUAUUCAUAUUUUGACGAUCUAAUCGAAUAAAAAUGUUCUUUUUUUUCAUUGUCGAAAUGAGUGUAUCACAAAAUGCAUGUGUAGAAAAUAAAUAUAGCAGUACAAGAAAUUUACUCAGAAUCUUCAAUCAAGCAAUUUAACAUACGUUAGAACUAACCAGAAGUUAAACUUGUAUAUUUGUAGCGCCUGGGCCUAAUCCCAAGAAGAAAAAUAGUGGAUAUCUUUAUAAACUUUCGUUUAUAGACCCACGUAUAGUGUACUUUAUAAAGAAACUCGCAUAGGUGUACGUGUAUGUACAUAACAUUAUUUUGAAAUAUUACACCAUUGCAUACAUCGACGAAAGCGAUUCCAAGUUUUUGAUAAUAUAAUUACCGUGUUGUUCUAUGUAACUUAUUGUUCAUUAAGAGAACCUGUAAUGGUAGUAAUAUUAAAAGUUCUAUAUAAUUGAGAUAUUAAUAAAACGAUCUUUCAUUUGUACACCAAGCAAGAUUAACAUUUAAAAUAAUGUGUAACCCAAAUUUGAAAGCCGUUUCCGCAUGUUUGCCCAUCUUUCGUAUCGUUCUUACACAAUAGUCAUAUUUUCGUGACAAUAGCGCAUAAAAUAGGGAUUUCUUGACAAGAGCUGAGGGCGCUCUCCUUUUACAUCAAUUUUAUGCCACAAGUCGAGACUAAGUGAUUUCAUUGGUCGGAUCUAACGGAAUAGGCCAAUGAAAUCACUCGGUGUCGUACUGUGUCAGAAAGUUGCAAGAAUGACCAAAAUAAUCGAUUUUCGAUUAAAUCGAUUAUUUUUUCCCGAUUAAUCGAGUAUAAUAAAUUAUUUUUCAAACUCGAUUGAA
Messenger RNA from Neodiprion fabricii, 6152 nucleotides. RefSeq names its product deubiquitinase DESI2. Gene Ontology annotation, molecular function: deubiquitinase activity. The coding region runs from base 723 to 1334 and encodes 203 amino acids. The transcript is spliced from 6 exons. The record is from RefSeq and is a predicted model, not a curated record. NCBI's taxonomy places the organism in Eukaryota, Metazoa, Arthropoda, Insecta, Hymenoptera, Diprionidae. Gene Ontology annotation, biological process: protein deubiquitination.